This is a messenger RNA of Tilletiopsis washingtonensis, 592 nucleotides long. RefSeq lists its product as hypothetical. The record is from RefSeq and is a predicted model, not a curated record. The transcript is spliced from 3 exons. Lineage: Eukaryota; Fungi; Basidiomycota; Exobasidiomycetes; Entylomatales. The coding region runs from base 25 to 468 and encodes 147 amino acids. Gene Ontology annotation, biological process: attachment of spindle microtubules to kinetochore; mitotic cell cycle. Gene Ontology annotation, cellular component: mitotic spindle pole body; mitotic spindle; mitotic spindle midzone.
CGCUUCUCACCACCACACCCCACCAUGUCACGGCCCUCGACGCUCCACUCCGCACGCGGCUCUCUCUACGCGCCCGCGCCUCCGCAGCCGCUCGGCUCCAGCGGCGGUGCGCCACCGCCGACGGGCGCAGCGGCGCGUCUGGCCGCCAAGCAGGCGGAGCUGGAGGGACUGAGGCAGCUGCGAGAGCAAAGCGCGCGGCUGGCGAGGGACGUCGAGGCGCUGGGCGAUGGCAUUGAUCAGCUUGUUGGCGGAGGCGACGCCGUCGCCGCUGUCCUCUCCUCCUGGCAAGGCGUCUUCCGCGCGAUUCAACUAGCUCGCGCAUCGAGCACCGUCGCACCUUUGCCCGAGGGUGUUCCGCCGCCCGCGAACGAGCUGGAGGAGCAAGAGGCGGAGAGCAGACGCACGGUGCCGGAGACGCUCGUGCGCAUUCCGGUCGAGGGCGCGCAGGCACGGCCCGAGGAGCAGUAGCUCCGCACUCUGAUCCGCGUGCUGCGCUUCUGUUGUCCUCGCUCGCCCUCUCCUCCGUUACGCUCUCUCCCUGCUGUACACUAGGCCCGCCCGUGCGCAUUGUAAUCCUCUCGCUCGCGCUGAC